AUGGGUAAGGAGGCUAAAUACCAACUCACCGAGAUGAAGUCUUGCCUUGUGAAAUCGGCCGAGAGUCUCGUAGCGGGGACCAAGCGCCUCGCGCUUCUCCAGGCCGGCAACGCCACUUCAACUCGUCUGCUCACACCAAUGCAUUUAUAUACCAUACGGGUCUGUCUUGACCUGCUGGCUCGGCAACUUCGACCCUGGAGACAAGAGGCCAUGCAGGCCGUCCAAGAGAACACGUGA
Molecule: messenger RNA, 237 nt
Organism: Protopolystoma xenopodis
Lineage: Eukaryota; Metazoa; Platyhelminthes; Monogenea; Polystomatidea; Polystomatidae
Source: the annotation of a GenBank genome assembly